Racocetra persica is the source of this 330-nucleotide messenger RNA. Lineage: Eukaryota; Fungi; Glomeromycota; Glomeromycetes; Diversisporales; Gigasporaceae. The record is from the annotation of a GenBank genome assembly.
AUGGAACCCGAUUCAAUUGCUAAACCAAUUGCUGAAGAAAAACGUUUUACUUUUGAUAACAUUCCCGAUUUGACUGGAAAAGUUGCAGUCGUUACGGGUGGAAAUUCUGGAAUCGGGUAUAUUACUUGCAGGGAAUUGGCCAGAAAAAAUGCUCAUGUGUUCGUAUUAAGCCGUAAUAUCGAGAGAGGUCAGACUGCUGUUGAAAAACUCAAGUCCGAGACUGGUAAUCGAAAUGUUGAAUUUUUGCAAUUGAACUUAAAAAGUUUAAAUUCUGUCAAAGAAUGCGCUGAAAAAUUUUUGGCUAGAGAUUUACCAUUGCACAUUCUGUAA